AUGUCAUCCUCGCUCCGCCGCGCUGCGCCGUUGGUGCUCCCCGCUACUGCAGGGCAGCAUACAGCGACGGUUAUUUUUAUUCACGGUCUCGGUGACAACGGAAAUGGCUGGGCUGAUGCGAUUGAGCACAUGAGGCGUCGUCGUCAACGACUGGGCGAGGUCAAAUUCAUCCUACCCCAUGCGCCUACGAUUCCUAUCACAGUGAAUGGCGGGCUCCGCAUGCCAGGCUGGUUUGACAUUAAAGCUCUCGGUUACUCUGUCGACUCUCUCGGCAACAAGGCUGUUGACGAGGAUGCCGCAGGGAUUCUUCAGUCACAGUCAUAUGUCCACUCCCUCAUCCAGGACGAGAUCCAGGCUGGUAUCCCCGCAGAACGCAUUGUAAUUGGUGGUUUCUCACAAGGAGGCGCGAUGAGCAUCUUCUCUGGUCUCACUGCUCCGGUCCGGGUUGCCGGUAUUGUUGGCUUAUCGUCAUGGCUGCUUCUCAGCCAGAGCUUCCGCGACUACGUUCCCAGCGGCGACCUGAACAAGACAACGCCUAUUCUCAUGGGCCACGGCGACGCAGACCCGAUUGUCAGGUACUCUCUUGCGAUGGACAGUGAAGCCGCGCUGAAGGGUAUGGGGUACGAUGUUACUUUGAAGACCUACAAGGAAAUGGAACAUUCCGCAUGCGCGGAAGAGCUUGACGAAGUGGAGGCCUUCAUAGCUGCCCGAUUGCCAGCAAAGAGCGGUUAA
Messenger RNA from Geosmithia morbida, 732 nucleotides. RefSeq names its product lysophospholipase II. Gene Ontology annotation, biological process: protein depalmitoylation. NCBI's taxonomy places the organism in Eukaryota, Fungi, Ascomycota, Sordariomycetes, Hypocreales, Bionectriaceae. Gene Ontology annotation, cellular component: cytoplasm. The record is from RefSeq and is a predicted model, not a curated record. Gene Ontology annotation, molecular function: palmitoyl-(protein) hydrolase activity; carboxylic ester hydrolase activity. The transcript is spliced from 4 exons. The coding region runs from base 1 to 732 and encodes 243 amino acids.